Molecule: messenger RNA, 1345 nt
Organism: Bactrocera neohumeralis
Lineage: Eukaryota; Metazoa; Arthropoda; Insecta; Diptera; Tephritidae
Exons: 3
Coding region: 140-1300 (386 amino acids)
Source: RefSeq, a predicted model, not a curated record
AUUCGAGGCACUCCAUAACUGCGACAAUAUUGCAGCCCUGAUACUCAAUUUGCAACACUGUUGCAGAUGCUCAGCUGAUACUUAAGCAAAAUAAUUGCAAUAUUUUGCGCGAAUUGUGACCGAAAAUGAAACUUUAACCAUGAACUUUUUAAUAAAUAUAGCGAUAGAUAAUUUUGAAAGCAGUGAUAAUAACCUGCUGCUUAAGUAUGAAAAAAAUAGAAAACAAAGUUUUUUAAGAAAGAGAAAGUGGUUCCUCGCUGAAAUUUCAAAAAAGAGAACAGUGACGAAGAUGAUAAAGGUUUGGAAAACAAUUCCAUUGUACCAUGAUGAUACAUAUUUCACGCAUUUUCGCUUGACUUGUGAAACAUUUGCAGACUUGAAAAAUGCGUUAGAAUCUUUUUGGUCAAAACCACACGGGGAAUAUUCCUUGGAACAUUCCUUGCAUAUGACUCUUUGGAAGCUAAGCAAUAGUAGAGUCACAUAUCGAGAGCUUGCCGAUAGAUUUAAUGUUGGGCAAGGAACUGCCCACAAACUUUUCCUUAAAACAAUCAAGACAAUCUGCAAACUUAAAAACGAGAUAUGUUUGCCGUCAGUUUUGCAGCAGAAAAAAAUAAUGGAAAACUUUCAAACAAGCCGGCUAAAUUCAUUUCCUUUUGUUGUCGGAUGCUUAGAUGGAAUGCAUUUCAAAAUUAACACUCCUCAAACAGAUGCAAUCAGUUAUUAUGACCGUAAAGGAAAUUUUUUAGUUAUUAUGCAGGCCAUAUGCGACAGUAAGUUCUUUUUUUUAGAUGUGUUCAUCGGCUACCCAGGUAGCUGUCAUGAUGCCAAUGUGUGGAAAAAUAGUCCACUUUACAAAGGGAUCACAUCUGGACAAAUAAAACUUGCGAAAGAUGCAAUUAUUCUAGCCGAUUCAGCAUAUCCUGUUUCAAGAUACUUAAUUGCUCUUUUUAGAGAUAACGGACAUCAUUCCAGAGAGGAAAAACAAUUCAACUAUUAUAUGAGUUCAACCCGAGUAUUUAUCGAGCAAACAUUUGGAAUUUUCAGGGCUAAGUUCAAAAUAUUGAAUCAUAUUGAUAUGCGCAAUAUAGAAGACAUAUCAACUGUGAUAUUAGCUUGCGCAAUUUUACAUAAUUUUAUACUGCGAAGCAAUCCGGUUCAUUCUGAAGACAAUCAUACGAGUAUGCCUGAAAAUUUAGAAAAUUCAAAUGAUCACGAUAUGAUUGAACUACCUGAAAAUAUAAAUGACACUAAUGAAGGAAUUGUCAGACGAAAUAACUUGAAAAUGCUAUUUAUUUCAUAGAAGUAUUAUUUCAAUAAUGUAUAUAUGUAUGUACAUAUCAAAUAA